GAUAAUCACUCCGCAGCACCUCCAAUUCACGAAUACCUCCCCAGCAACAUUACGCAUCACAACUUCCAAUUCCUUUAUUGAAGCUUUGCAUAUCGUCCGAUUGUCUUCGUCACCUUACCACCGCAGUGAACAAAAGCAAUUUCGUCGUCAUGAUUACCGAACGAGAAAUGCAAAUAAGUCCGAUUGUGCAAGAGUCUGUGAUACACAAUACAAAGACUCUCGCAACUCUCCACAAUCUCACAGCCUCCCUCUUUGGUGUUGCCGCUGGUAUCCUCGGUCUUGAAUCUUACCCUGGAUUCCUGUUCUAUAUCUUCUUUACGCUCCUCACUAGUGCUCUCGUAUAUGUGUUUCGGAUAGCUCCGCAUAUGAGUAAAGAUACCAUGGGAGAUCGAUAUUUUAGAGGAGCGUGGGAGUUUUGGUCGGGAGGGUUAGUGGAGGGCCUGAGUGGAUUCGUGUUGACCUGGACUUUAUUUUAUGGAUUGGUUAGGGCAUAAUGGUAGAGAGUGGGUCAAUGUGGCAGGGGGAGUUUUGGAAUAGAGUGAGAUCUUAUGGGAUAGGCUAAGUGCUGGAUGGACAUAAGGAAUGUUUGGAUCUGACAGGAUUCAAUCUCGGAAAAUUAAUCGACUAUUCUACAUCCAACAAUCCUCGAACACGAAUGUCGAAUGAAGAAUGUGGGGAAAUGGAAUGAUCAAUAAAUCACAAGCGCAAGCGAGAGGGAGCGGUGCAAUAAUAGGAACGGGAAGAUAGAUGUUGUGAUGAGCGGAAGGAAUACGGGAGAUUGCGCUUGGUGAAUUCAGGUGCGGAUGGAUUUCCCUCGUCGCGACAAUUAUCAACUAGUAUGGCGCUUGGAGUUGGACUGAUUGAAAUUCGACAUGCUUGAUGUUUAUAUUCCCAAACGGUGGUUAUGUUCUUGUGUGCAUAUACAGUAUUGCGGUAUCAAAUGGAGUUGAGGAAUACCAGACUUCGUUUCACGGAUAUAGAUUUGAGUUGUUUCUUUCUGCCAUGUGACAAUGAGAGUAAGUGUUGUAGGACA
Botrytis cinerea B05.10 is the source of this 1033-nucleotide messenger RNA. RefSeq lists its product as hypothetical. Gene Ontology annotation, biological process: autophagosome assembly; protein folding in endoplasmic reticulum. Gene Ontology annotation, cellular component: membrane; endoplasmic reticulum; EMC complex. The coding region runs from base 150 to 494 and encodes 114 amino acids. Lineage: Eukaryota; Fungi; Ascomycota; Leotiomycetes; Helotiales; Sclerotiniaceae. The record is from RefSeq and is a predicted model, not a curated record. The transcript has 2 exons.